Messenger RNA from Boleophthalmus pectinirostris (great blue-spotted mudskipper), 6745 nucleotides. RefSeq names its product Rho guanine nucleotide exchange factor (GEF) 40 (gene arhgef40). The record is from RefSeq and is a predicted model, not a curated record. Gene Ontology annotation, molecular function: guanyl-nucleotide exchange factor activity. Lineage: Eukaryota; Metazoa; Chordata; Actinopteri; Gobiiformes; Gobiidae.
CGGACCAGGAACGCGAAAGUCCGCAAGAGGCAAGAAAAACUCUGCAAAGGACUCUACUUUUUUUUUUUUUUUUUUACACUUUCGGACUAUGUUUAGCUCAUGGAGGAAGAAGGGAGAAGUCAGCCCACAAGCAGCAGUGACCACUAUGUAGGAAUCCCCGACUGAAGUCAUGGGUUCCGAGGCCAUGGAGGAUUGUGUCCAGGGGGCGCUCUCAUCUCUGUACCCCCCAUUCGAGAGUACCGCCCCUCCUCUUCUCUCCCAGGUCUUCUCUGUUUUGGAAUCGACAUAUCAACAUGACAGUCUGCGGUACCUCUUGGACUACUUUGUUCCAGCCAAACAUCUUUUAAACAAGCUUCAGCAGCACGCCUGUUCGCAGUACACCGGAUGCCUGUUCCUCCACUCGGGCUGGCCUCUAUGUUUGGGCGAGAAGGUGGUGGUCCAGCUGUCGACUCUGGACUGGAGGCUUCUGCGCAGCAAUGACUUCUACCUGCAGGUGGUGCCGUUCUCCACGCGGUGUCCUCGUCUGGCCCUUAAGUGUUUGGCUCCCGGAGGCCGCACGGUGCAGGAGAUCCUGGUCCCUGAGUCCCAGCAUCCUCUAGUGUUCACGUCCGAGUGGCUCCACAGUAUCAACAAAGAGCGCGGGCACAAACGAGAAGUUGGCGGUGGUCUGGACACAUGCCUGGUCAGUACCUGUGACGGUGUGGUGCGUUUGCCUUGGAAAGAGGUGGUCUACCCCAAGUUCAUCCACGACCCCACUGCAGAUCUGAUGUCCGACCACGGGGCCUCUUUAUCGGAUCGACUCUCCAGUGAGGGGGGCUGGGGCUGCUCCUCAUCUGGGGAAAUCGACUCCUGGUCCUGGGAUGAAGAGGAGGAUGACGACCCUUCCCUUGGUUCUGGCGUUCGAAGACGACGCAGUGAGGACGGGCUUGGAAGAACAGCCAGACCUCCUCACCUGGAUGGGGACUAUGUGGAAUUACUGGAACCAAGAUUAGGGCCAGAUGGCGGUGUAGACAACAAACAGCGGUACCUGGAAAUGCAUGCGAUUUCCAAAACCAAAACGCUACCUUUAAUUCGCAGAGGUAAAGCUAUCAAAUUGAAAAAAGGCAAAACGUAUGGUUCAGGUAGUUUUCGGGUUGCGAGGAGUAAAGAUACAACAUCGUCGAAGGAAAAUAUAACUCCACGACUUCCACUACGUCCUGUGGAACAGAGAGGAAAAUCAUAUUCUUCUUCAAUACAGGAUUCAGACGAGAGCGAUCGAACUAGCAGAGACUCUGAAACUUUGGAUGGUAACAGACUUAAUUUUGACAGAGUUUUCCGAGAGAGAAAACCAGGAGUUGGUAAGGAAAGAGACAGCAACGGUAGUGCAAAUUCUGACCUAAAAGAAAGCGCAAUAGACGAAGCGAAUGAAGUUACAAAUAAUGAUGUUACAACAGAAGGACAGUCUGACAUAUCGGAUUCAGUUUUUGAGGACACGGACAAACCACUGAGCGGAGACAGCAAUGCCACUACACCUACGUCAGACACAACUGAAGUACAAUUUUCAACUCAAAGCGACAACUCGACAAAGUGCAAUGUUAAAAAUGCAAAAGGAAGUUUACCUAAGAAACCUGGACUUAGCAGUAGCUCAUGUGAAGUGAAAGUGACUGAAGAGGAGGAGGAGAGGAGGAAAACAGAGGAGCGAGUGUGUCCGAGGGGGAAGGAGGUCAGAACAGCAGGAUUCAGAGUGCCAAGGAGGAAGAGGAGGGGCAGAGGGGCUAAAGCCAGAGGCCGGUCCGGAGGUCGUACACAUCAGAGAGGAGUGAAAGCUCAGACUAGAGCUGCUGCUCGCUCCACUCUCCCUGUGAGUGAGAAGAACAGGACAGAACAGUGUAAAUCUGUAGAGGAGCCAGAGACCACUGUAAAAAACACGACUGAAGCAAAGACAGAUGAAGAGACUAAGGUAUUGUGUAAUGGACAACCUGCCGUCUCUAAACCCUUAUCAAACCACUGCAAAGACGAGCACGACUCAGCGGACACGUGUUCAGGGCAAAUGAAUGGAGUCUCAUCUAAAAACCCACCUUCGCUGCAGGGACUGGACCCGGAGCUGCUACAGUCUGGAAAACUCAAGCUCACAGGUACAGUGGACAGACUGGGACGUGCUCUGGUUUUCACAGACACAGAUGCUUCAGAGGAGGGCUUCACUGAGGGGGAGAUGGCACGAGUGUUGGCCUGUUAUCACCAGAUAACCAGCCCGGCAGCCAAAGAAAAGGGUCUCACGCUCUUAAUGGACAGCAGACGUGCCCCUCCCUCUCCCAUCUGCCUCUCUGCACUUAAACUCUUCCAGGAGCAGGUUCCUGGUGGUCUCGGGUCGGUCCUGGUUUUGGUCGAGGAGAAUCAGGAGUGUACCUCUCUGAACCUGGAGGGAACUGAGGUCCACACAGUUAAAGGGACCAGCGUGCUGCAGCAGUACGUGGACAAACAGCAGCUGCUCAAAGAACUGGAUGGAGAUUUCAGCCAUAACCACUCAGACUGGCUCUCCUUCAGACUGAGUCUGGAAAGUUUGACGGAGCGAUGUGAGAGUGCACUGGAGCUACUGGGAGAAGCACUGCAGUCUAUGGAAACCCAACAAAUGCCAAAUAACAUUAAGGCUGUUCCUCUGAGCAUCGCACAGCACAAGGAGCUCAUGUCCAGCGUUCUGGCCGACCAGCGCCUCACAGAGCUGCAGAGGCGGGGCGGGGCUUGGCUCGCCGGGCUGACCAAUAGUGCGUCAGGAAUGGCACAAAAGUCACCAGACUGCAGACCUGCUCUGGCUGCUACCUCCAAACUAUACGACAGUGUGGAUGACGCCCUGCAUCGUCUGGUCCAAGUGUCUAAUCAGAGAGGCUGCAACCUGGACAAACUCGGGCGACUCGCUGGCCUCGUCGACAAACUGGAAAAAUGCGAUAAAGAGAUAGAGAGAGUUCAGUCACAGCUGGAGGAUUUCAGAGACCCUCCUUUGUCUCUGAGCAGAUUGUCCCUGAAGCAGCAGAAGUUCAAGACCUUCAGGGAGACUGCCAAUGAUCUGCACAGUGAGACUCUGGCUGUGCUCGCCGAACUGGAGACCUGGUCUGAACUGGACUGGGCUGGACUAAACCAGGUCCAGAUCAAACUGCCCCCGGUGCGAGAGAGACUGAGAGACAUGUCCCACUGUCUGUCCGACUGUUGGACCACUCUGGACAACACUCAGAGGCUGCUGUCCACGCUCACCGAGGCCACGCAAUGGUGCGACGCCGUGUCCUCCCCUUCCCCCACCUCCACCUGCCCUCUGGCCUCUCUGCCCCCCAUCCCCCCCUCGCGCUUCCAGGAUGCCCGCUCUCUGGCCAUGGAGCUGGGCGGCGGUCAGCUGCUAGACCUGUGGACCCAAACCGUGGAGCGAUACCAGCGGACCGUAGCCCAGGUCAAACCGCGAUUCCUCCAGUCUGACCGGAGCCACCACCAGAACCAAGGGAAGCCCAAGACGCCCUCGGCCAGCAGCGCGUGGGACCUGCUGGGGCCCGAGAGCGAGGGGGAGUGGGGAGGGGACGGAGGUCUGCAGUCCUGGGGGUCCCUGGCUUCGCUGUUCAGGCCGCAGACUUGUUCCACGCUGAAGAUCGGAGACGAGAAAGGGAACAGGAAAGAGACGGCUAAUGGGGGAGCAGGGGGAGGGAAGUUUCUGCAUAAUCUGCUCAAUCCAGCGAAGAAGAGCCCCACAGAGUCCCCUGUGCCUCAGAAGCCCGUUCGAAAGCGCCACCCGAGCUUCGACCUCCAGGCCCUGCUCGCCCCACGUCGCGGCGCCGCCUCCCCCAAACCCCUGGACUCCCCCGGGGCGCCACCCACCCGCCACUCCCCCAUGUCCUGGCUCGGGCGCCGGGCGCUGGCAGACCCGGUCAUAGCGACGGGCAUGGCUGCUGUGCCCGGGUGGAGCUGUGCGGGUGCGGGAGGGGGUGGGGGAGGGGGAGGAGGGGUACUGAUCCGGGGGGUGGAGGUGAGCAGUAAGGAGGUGGUGGAUCACACAGGGUCUCCACGGCAACACGUUCUGCUGAGUCGCGCUGAGAGGGAGAUGGGGGCUACAGAGAGAGGAGGGACCACGCCUCAGAGUAAGCUGUACCUGUUGUGGUGCCGCAUGCUGAGCUCCGAGCGUCAGUACGUGGCUGUGUUAAAGGGGGUGGAGGAGACAUACGUGCCGCUUCUGCACCUGUCAGAUGCUCCUAUCUCUAUCAGGGGCAAAGACGACAUCCUCUUCCCCUACUGGACCACCCUCUGCAACUUCCACUCGCAGUACCUCCUACCGGCCAUGGAAGGCGCCCUGGUGCAGAGUCUACUACAACAGGACUGCUUCAGCAAAUAUCGGGAGCAGUUCAUGGACUAUUCUCAGUACAUCAGAUCCAGACCAGACCUGGACUCACCACUGGUCACACAGGCGGCCGAUUUUUUCAAGUCCAAACUCCCUCUGGCCUCUCCUCUUUCUCCUCUGUCCUUCCCUCACUGCCUCCAGGCUCCAGUGCAGCGUCUGGAGCAGUACUGCGCCGCCCUAGAGGAGCUGGGAGGGAUAAACCCCGCCUCAGACUCCGCCCUCUCUGUCCUGAGACACGCCCAGCGCCAUGGAGAAGACCUGCGCGCCAGUGACCUGAUCGUGGGCUGCCUGAUGCCUGUAGCGGAGAGGGGGGAGCUGGUGCGUCACGGCGUUCUCACCGUGUGUGGAGGUCCUCGGAGAAAGUGGAGCGGUCUCAGAAACGUUUUCCUUUAUCAGCAUGUUCUGAUCUUCACCAAACUCAAGAGCCCCGCCCCCGGACGCUCGGCUUACAGCUACAAGCACAGCAUCAAGACUGGAGAGAUGGGUUUGACUCAGAGCGUUGGAGAAGAUGGUUUGAAGUUUGAGGUUUGGGUUCGUUCGGCUCCUCGCUCCAAAGACUGUGUCACUCUCCAGGCUCCAGACAGAGACGCUAAAGAGGCCUGGACGCACGACCUGGCCCACCUGCUCUGGACUCACGCCAUCAACAACACAGAGCUGUGUCUGAAGGAGUCUCUGUGUAUGGGAGUGUCCAGUAAACUUCUGCUGGACGCCUCAGGGACCCCGGCCAACGAACUGGACUCCAUCAGCACCCUCAGUGACAGAGUGCACAGUAGCUGCUCAGACUCCUCCUCUGUGGGCAGUCAGAAGGAGGGAGACACUGGCAGAGACCACAGGGGGCGCUCUGGGUCCACAGGGUACUCACAGUCUCCCUCCACAGCCGUAUAACUGUCAUCUCAAUAACUAAACUGGAUGAAGAUUUGACUCAUCUCAAAUGGCACUUACAGACUCUAAACCAGAGAUCUCGAGACUGCUCUUUGGGAAAUCUCUCCAAAUGACCAAAGACUGUUUUAUUUUUCCCUUAAAUCUCCAAAGAAAAGCUGCCUCCAAAAACACAAGUGAUCAGAUGCACUUGUUUAGCCUGUGUCAAAUGCCAGCGGGGCUCUCCUCCUCCUCCUCCUCCUCUUCUUCCUCUUUCUCCACUCCUUCCCUCCGCUGUCCGCCAUCUUGGAUCUGCCCUCUCAGUUGCCUGCAGAGUCACUGACACCAAAGGCACUUGAGGAGCACAGAGCGGCCAUUGUUUGCCCCGCAGAUCCCCCUCUAAGGCCAAACCACUUGCUCUGUGCGAACCAAUGAUGGAGCGGUGCCUUCUCUGGGCUGGCUCGCUUCACUGUACACACAACAUGACAGCAAACAGGAAGUCAAGAUAGGAAUAAUACGCUUGGCACAUUCACAAAUUAUGAAGAUAUAUAUAAACAUCAAUAGUCCCACCAAUAUUUAAGCCUGCGUAGAUUCUAAAAGUUGAUUUUACAUAAAUUUUUCCCAUAAAAAAUUCAGAUGUUUUGAGUUUAAAGGCAUGUCAGAGUAGAGUUGCACGAUAUGAGAAAAAUAUAUAUUUGAUAGGGAUGUAACAAUAACCAAAAUAUCGUGAUAUCAUCUUGUCAAAAGUCUCACAAUAAUAUCAUGCGGUGUUACAAUAUAUCGAAUCACAAUUUCCUUUGCUUAAAUGCAUGUUUUUUUUAGUAGCAACAGCUUGUAAACAUCGGGAACUACAUAUCCCAUGAUUCAUUUCAGUGCAGAAAACAUGAAGAGAUAUGUUUUUGACUUGAAUUCUUGGGAUUAUGAUGGAAAUAAUUCACAACAAAAUCUUGUCAAGGUAUUUUAAAAGCAAAAAAGUGUACAUUUAUAUUAGCCUCUCCAAAAUAUCGCAAUAAAUAUCAUACCAUGAGAUGCAUAUCGCGAUAAUAUCGUACUGAGAGAUUUGGAUAUCGUUACAUCCCUAGUAUUUGAUAAUGAUGUUUUGUAUGCCGAUAAUGAUAGAGAUGUAACAAUAACUGAAAUAUCGUGAUAUCGUGUCGUCAAAGUUCUCACAAUAAUAUCGUGCAUCAUCACAACACAUCAAAUCACAAGUCUCUUUACUUAAAUUAAGAGUUAUGGUGCAGCAAUAGCUAAAGAAAGACAGAGGGAACUACAUAGACCAUGAUUCAUUUCAGUGCAGAAAACAUGAAGAAAUAUGUUUUUGACUUGAAUUCUUGAAAUUAUGAUGUAAAUUAUUCACACCGAAGUCUUGUCAUGGUAUUUUAAAAGCAAAAAAGUCUACAUUUAUAUUAGCCUCUCCAAAAUAACACAGUAAAUAUCAUACUGUAAGAUGGAUGGAUAUUGUUACAUCUCUAAUCGUGAGCCUCCCCAUGAUAUCACAAUAAAUAUCGUAUCGUGAGGUUCAUACCGUGACAAUAU